AUGUCGGCGGCAUCAUCGAUCAAACUGUCCCGGUCGCCAUCUAUAAGAUCGAACGCACAGAUAUCACCUCCACCCACCCCAAAACGAUCACGAGAAUUAUUACCCACGCCUCCGCUGCAACCUGAAAAAGAGCCGACUUUCCACAACUAUCUCCGUGCUUUUCACCAUUUCCAUCCCAGCUCCACGGUCACCUCAGCUGGAGACGAGUCAUCGAUAACUGUACCCAUUAACCUUGGAGACGUAAUCCUCGUUCACUCGGUACAUCCGAACGGGUGGGCGGACGGGACGCUACUAGCCUCGGGGUCAAGAGGAUGGCUACCAACGAACUACUGCGAACCAUAUGACCAUCCGUCCAUACGGGCAUUGUUGAAUGCAUUGACGCAGCUGUGGGACUUGGUCAGGAGCGCGGAAGAGGAGAACGUCAUCUCCCUUUCCCGUCCAGACUAUGUGCGGGCUAUGAUUGCCGGAGUGCGGAUAUUUUUGGACAAGUCAAAUUGUUUAAAUCGAGAAUCGCCGCUUAUUCAGAGCGACGUUGCUUUACGAAGGCUUCGGAAAGGGCUGCUCGGCGAUCUGUCCAGUUUUGUGAAAAUCUCCAAGAAAUUGCAAACGGUCCUGCAAAGGGAGUGCACCAACGCAGAGGCUUCCGAGGUCCUAGACCAACUGGUCUUGAAAGGUUCCAAAGUCGUUAUUCGUGCCGUUCGCUUUCUUGAUGUCCGGAGUCAAGAUGUGCCAAUUUUACAGCCCGAAUUCGACUUCGGGGAUCUAGAUCUACAUCAAGAUGGCGCUCGAUUACCCACCCCUCCGAUCGAUAGCGAAACUCAUUUGGAUCGGGUGGAGGAGCCAAACGGGGACACACCCGGCGCCCUUCCGCAACCGUACGAUGGAAUUGCUGUUGUGCAACAACCCCUUGAUCCGGCCGCGCAUCCUGCAGGUAUCGACCAACAAGUUCUCUGUUCCUCAGCUGCUUCACAAUCUCCCUCUGAUGCAUCUUUCCGCCCCAAUAAUCGUCCGACUUCAAUAUCCCGCCCCCUCUCACAAGUUUUCUCCGCAAAACGCUCGUCGGUCGCCCACCGCCUCUCCUACAUCAGCAGAACCAGCACCAUCCGCCGCCAGAAUCUCGCAUCUGAGCGAUUGGGUGCAGCACAUGAUUUGUUCCUUGGAUUUAUUGGAUCGUUUAUCGGACUUCACCUUCAAUCUCGCUCAUCGACAGAACUCCUGUCCAUUACCGAGCAAUCAGUGAAGGCUUGCCGUCAACUGCUGCUCGUCGUCGAAGAGGUAUGGGAGCGCGAUGGACGAAGGUCUCCGAGCCUGGGACUGGCACGGGAAUUUAUGCAUAUGAAACUCAUCGAGCUAGUACAAGCGACCAAAGACAUGUUUGCGCAGACGACCAGUGGCGAAGAAGUGUUCAUGCCGGACCAAGGCAAGCAGUUGGUGACGGCGGCGACGAGCUGCGUUCGUGCAGCAGGCGAUUGCGUCGCGAAGACGAGGGCUGUCAUCGAACGGAUCGGUGAUUUUGAGUUCGAGCGACCCGGUGAAGGACUGUCCGAUGCAAUUUUCGGCGCAUUAUCUCCAGAUACGACUGCUGGGGUGCAGCAAUGCGCCGUGGCGGAAGCACCUCCACUGCUGGAAAAACCUCUACCAAUGCCUCCUCAACCAAAAUCUCGACCUCCACCACCACCGCCAAUUCAAGGUCUAGAAUCCAAACCUCUACCCCAGCCUCCAGCAGAGUCUCUCUCACUCGAACCGAUCCCCCAACCGUCUCUCGUGGAAUCGUCCGAAGCGGUUUCAUCACUCGGCUCCCGAUCGUCGAUCCCUCCAUUAUCCCAACUACCUACUCCACAUUUCUCUCCGUCCGAGUUCUCCCCGGAUAGCACAUCCGCAAGCCCAGAUCUCAGUUCCAGCAAGCUUUUUGCAAAGUCUGCACGCAGUGAGAGCUUGAACACCUCGGGGGGUGAGACCAACAGCACCUACCCCAGCAGCAUCCAAGGCGACGCUGCGAGCAUCAUCUCCCAGACCUCCACACGCGCCACCAGCCCGGAUCGUAAUGUCCAUCAAAACGAGGAUGGCCGAAUGCUCAGCAGCUUUGGAAGCCUCUCUGAAAUCCAAUCGGCUGCAAGCGACGAUCUCGUCGAAGCUCAAAUCCUUGAGACCACAUAUGCUCAUGAGCUGAUUUACAGCAAAGAUGGCCAAAUCGCUGGGGGGUCGCUACCGGCGCUGGUCGAGAAGCUGACUACUCACGACUCCACGCCUGACGCCAUGUUCGUCACAACCUUCUAUCUCACCUUCCGUCUUUUCACCAAUCCGAUGGACUUUGUCCACGCUUUGAUCGAUCGCUUCGAUUAUAUCGGCAAUAGCCAGGAUAUUGGGCUUCCUGUACGCCUUCGCGUGUACAAUGUGUUCAAAGGAUGGUUGGAGAGCCACUGGCAAAGUGAGACCGACUCGGCAGCGCUUGGUGUCAUCAUCGCCUUCGCCACUGGCAAGCUGCAUUCGGCACUUCCCGCUGCAGGCCGCCGUCUUGGUGGGUUGGCAUCCAAGGUGACGGAAGUGCAUGCAGGCGCCCUCGUGCCUCGCCACGUAUCAUCGCUAGGCAAGACGAGUACUUCUGUCACCGUCUUCUCCGCAGUGGACAAUCAGAUCCCGAACCCCAUUACGAGCAAGACGCAGCUCAAUGCACUGAGGAAUAGCAAGAACGGUGGUCCUCCUUGCAGUAUCCUCGACUUCGACCCUAUGGAGCUGGCGCGGCAGUUCACUAUUAUUGAGUCGCGGAUCUUCUGCGCCAUUGGUCCGGAAGAGCUCCUUGCGUCCGAAUGGACUAAAAAGCAGGAUUCAAAGGCAGUGAACGUCCGUGCCAUGUCAACCCUGUCGACCGAUCUUGCCAACCUGGUUGCCGACACCAUUCUGCAACCGGAGGAACCGAAGAAGCGCGCCGUCAUCCUCAAGCAAUGGGUGAAGAUCGCGCAGAAGUGCCUCGACCUUAAUAACUACGAUUCUCUCAUGGCGAUCAUCUGCUCGCUCAACUCCUCCAUGGUCCUCCGCCUCAAGAGGACUUGGGAUCUCGUCUCACUCAAAACCAAGACUCGCCUCGAGGAGCUCAAAACCAUCGUUGACGUUGGCCGCAACUAUGCCGUGCUCCGCCAGCGUCUCCAGAACCACGUCGCCCCUUGCAUCCCCUUUGUGGGCAUCUACCUCACCGACCUGACAUUCGUCGACGUUGGCAACCAAACCACCCGCCAACUCCCCAGCGAUGGCUCCGGUCGCGCCGAAACCUCCGUUAUAAACUUCGACAAGCACAUGAAGACGGCCAAAAUCAUCGGGCAACUGCAGCGCUUCCAGGUGCCGUAUCGGCUCGCGGCGGUCCCGGAGAUGCAAGACUGGAUGGAAACCCAGAUCCAGCGGGUGCGGAACAGCGACCAGAGCAACGUCCAGAGUUACUAUCGUCGGUCUCUGCUGUUGGAACCAAGGGAGGUCCCGCAGGUCAAUCCGCACCCGACCGCGAGUAAGCAUUCCGCGACCGGAAGUGUGAGCAGCACCAGCAUGAAAGAAAACAAGGACAAGUUUGAUCUCUUCGGGUCUCUGCAUCUGAACUUGUCGAGCUCCUCCAAGGAGAAGCUGAGCAACUAA
Eremomyces bilateralis CBS 781.70 is the source of this 3621-nucleotide messenger RNA. RefSeq names its product ras GEF. Bases 1 to 3621 code for a protein of 1206 amino acids. Gene Ontology annotation, molecular function: guanyl-nucleotide exchange factor activity; protein binding. NCBI's taxonomy places the organism in Eukaryota, Fungi, Ascomycota, Dothideomycetes, Eremomycetales, Eremomycetaceae. Gene Ontology annotation, biological process: Ras protein signal transduction; positive regulation of GTPase activity. The transcript is spliced from 2 exons. Gene Ontology annotation, cellular component: plasma membrane. The record is from RefSeq and is a predicted model, not a curated record.